Molecule: messenger RNA, 7081 nt
Organism: Thunnus maccoyii (southern bluefin tuna)
Lineage: Eukaryota; Metazoa; Chordata; Actinopteri; Scombriformes; Scombridae
Product: receptor-type tyrosine-protein phosphatase N2-like
Exons: 24
Coding region: 322-3504 (1060 amino acids)
Biological process (GO): protein dephosphorylation
Cellular component (GO): secretory granule
Molecular function (GO): protein tyrosine phosphatase activity
Source: RefSeq, a predicted model, not a curated record
CUGUGUGCUUGUCCUUUAAUCAGUUAGCUUUGCAACAUACUGUAUGUUUCAGACUUUCAUUUUGAAAAUACACUCCGGAAACAGCGUGUCUAGCUGCGCGUGCCUUGACGUUGAGAGAGCUCGAGCCUCUUCCAGCAGCAGCAGCAGCAGCAGCAGAAACGCCCUGCAUCCUCUCCUCUCUCUCCUCCGACAUCCAUCCAACCCGCUCCUGCGCUCCUGCAGCCGCGGAGGAGCCACUCUGACCGGGAAGCAACACGAGCCAAAGCCCGCUGAAAGAAAUGGCCUUUUAACACCUGAGAGACAACAACCAGGAGGAGAGACAUGGAUCCUUUGGCUUCUUCCUUCCUCCACCUCCUCCUCCUCUUCUUCUUCUUCGCUUCCCAAAGCUGCUUCCUCGCGUCUGCUGACAGGAGAUUCGGUUGCCUGUUUGAGAAUGAGCUGUGUUCGCCGUAUGAGAUCUGUGUCAACGAUGGUAUGUUUGGGAGGUGUCACUCUGUUCCAGUGAAGGAGGGUUACACCUACGACGUUUCCCCGUCUGUAGUGCAACGCUUCAGGAUGCUGCUGGAGAAGCUGUCCAAUAGAGGUCUGACCUGGGAAGACGACACCACCCAGCAGGUUCUGUCCAAAGAAUUAUCCAAACUGAGAAGGAUUCCCUACAGACUGCCACAGAACGGACCCAUCUACAACACCGACAGCAGGCCGGUAGCUGAGGCGAUGGACCCAUUAGACCAGAGGGUGAAACCAGUGGAGGUGGAGCUCAGCAGAAACCUGCAGACGUACCUCCAACGCCUUGGCCUCCUCCCCAAGACUCCCUCUGCUGCCGGCCUGAGCGCCCCAGGCAAGAAUAUGCAGUCAGGCAUCCCUGCAGACUUCUAUCGCUCCAAGGCCCAGACUGUUGCUCAGAAGGCAUCUCCCUCCAGCUUCUCCUCUCUUUCAUCUUUCCAACCUCUGCAGAAGCAAAGACCUCCAGCUGACCAGCUCCUCGGUAUGCAGGCUGAGGGUGACCUUCUCCUGGGCGCCCUGAGGCAAUAUCUCUCCGGGCGUCUGUCCCUGAACGGUGGGGACGUGAGCCCAGAAGAGCAGCAGGCCCCCUCGUCCCGCCUGAGGCCCUUCUACAGCAACGGAAUAGAAAAUGCCGGCCUCAAAAAAGAGACGUCAAAACCCAGACUGCCGAAGACGGGAAGAACUCAAGGGGCUUCAGUCAAGGAGCCCCUGACGUAUGUGGAUGAGAGGUUCAUCCAGAACGUUUUGAAGAACGCUGGCAGGCAACACUUGGAUGUGGACACCCUGACGCCGCAGGAUCUGGACCAGCUGUCCAGCCUGAUAGCUGAUGCUUUGCAGGUGGUGGACCAUGACAAGGGACCGAACAUGGGCCUGACCCGACUAAGACCUGGGCCAAGAGACCUGGAGGGAGAGUUAAAGGAUGGAGAGGAGGAAAUGGAGGAUGCUGCCAGAGAUGAGGAAGAGGAGAAGUUGCUGGAGAGCGCUCCGACAGCAAAGCCAGAGCAGAAUACUCCUAUAGUGCCGGCAGCACUUGAAGAGCGCCACACAGAUACAGAAGAGCAUAAUGUGAAGGACAAGCCCGACAGUGGAAACCUCUUCACCAAACUCCUCGCCUACCUGGACAAAACUCCCUUCUCCGCCUCUCCGUCGGCCACAAACCGCAAUGACAUCGCCAUGGAGACACCCAGGGCCCAACAGGUGGGGCUGGAAAACGUCCAGAGUCGGACCAGUGAGGCGGGGAUGACGGUGCAGAAAAAGGACGCCACCCAGUCUGUGGAGGAGGUGUCGGAGGUGGAGGGCUGGAUCAAGGAGGUGGCGCCUCCUCCCGCUUCGCUCGUGUACGACGAACCGCACAAGAAGACGAUGCAUGUUCCCGAGCUCCAGCUGGACGUCAAAGCCAACAGGAAGAAGGCUGACGAUGACGUCUUUGGUUACGUUAUCACCGACACAGACAGGCUGCAGACAGACGAAGGCCUCCACCUGAUUGAGAUCCUGGCUCGCAGGGCCAAGAUCCAGAUGACAGACUUGGCCGAGCUCUCGGUGGUGGGCCCUGCUGUGACCUUCAAAGUGAGCCCAAACACUCAGAACGUCAGCACCGCAGAUGUGGCCAACGUGGCUGUUCAGCAGAAAGUGGCUGUGGAGAAGGAAGCCAAGUUCAAUAUCCUGGAGGCCGGGGUCGCCGAUUCACUGCAUGGUCCAGAGUUUUCCACCAAGGCCGCUCCUCCACCAGAUUACAAUGGGAGCCAGAUCAACCAAAUCCCAACCAAGUACAGCCAGGCGGAGUCGACCAAGUUCCUCAUCCUCACCGUCGUGUCCAUCCUGUGCAUCGUCGGCGUGCUGCUGGCCUCCACCGUGGUCUACUGCCUCCGCCACCGCUCCCACCACAAGCUCAAAGAGAAGCUCACCAACCUGGGAACAGAUACCGGCAGCGAUGCUACCGCCACCUAUCAGGAGCUCUGUCGGCAGCGAAUGGCGGUCAAACCUCCGGCCGAGCGUCCAGAGCCCAUGUCCUCCAGGAUCAACAGCGUGUCGUCGCAGUUCAGCGACGGUGGUCCGGCCGUCAGCCCCUCAGCACGGAGCAGCAUCUCCUCCUGGAGCGAAGAACCCGCCCACUCCAACAUGGACAUCUCUACUGGUCACAUGAUACUGUCCUACAUGGAGGAUCACCUGAAGAACAAGGACCGUCUAGAGAAGGAAUGGGAGGCGCUGUGUGCCUACCAGGCUGAACCCAACGCCUGCACCUUCGGUUUGAAGGACGGCAAUGCGAAGAAGAACCGCUCCACUGCUAUUGUGGCAUACGAUCACUCCAGAAUCACCUUGAAGGUGGAGAACAGCCAAGGAAAUUCUGAUUACAUCAACGCCAGCCCGAUCAUGGAUCAUGAUCCCAGGAACCCAGCCUACAUUGCCACUCAAGGCCCCCUGCCCUCCACUGUGGCUGAUUUCUGGCAGAUGGUAUGGGAGAACGGCUGCGUGGUCAUUGUUAUGCUGACGCCACUCGUCGAGAGCGGGGUGAAGCAGUGCUACCAUUACUGGCCCGACGAGGGAUCUAACCUCUACCACAUUUACGAGGUGAACCUGGUGUCCGAACACAUCUGGUGCGACGACUUCCUGGUUCGUAGUUUCUACCUGAAGAACAUGCAGACCAACGAGACGCGGACAGUCACUCAGUUCCACUUCUUGACCUGGCUCAACCAGAACGUCCCAGAGACCAGCCGGACGCUCCUCGACUUCCGCAGGAAAGUUAACAAGUGCUACCGGGGACGCUCGUGUCCUAUCAUUGUCCACUGCAGUGACGGUUCAGGAAGAACUGGGACCUACAUCCUGAUCGACAUGGUCCUCAACAAGAUGGCUAAAGGUGCCAAGGAGAUUGAUAUUGCAGCGACUCUGGAGCACCUGCGAGACCAGAGGCCGGGGAUGGUGCAGACCAAGGAUCAGUUUGAGUUUGCGCUGACGGCCGUUGCAGAGGAGGUGAACGCUAUACUGAAAGCUCUUCCACAGUAGGAAGGAGCACCUCCUUCUGAAAGUCCUCUCCUGACUCGUCUGGAGGACUGACCCUGCUAUUACUUCCUUGUGUCCCUCCUUUCAUCUCCUCCUUUCUCUGUUUUUUGUCGCAUUCUUUCUUGUUUUUUCCCCUUUUCGUCAUCCCCGUUUUUCCUGUCUCCUCUUCUCUUUGUCCAGUCUUUCCUUUUUCCUCGUCUUUCCCCUCCGGUCCUUUCAUCUUGUCACCUCCUCCUUCCUCCCCUUCUCUCAUGUUCUAUCCCUCUUGUUUCCUCCUCCCAUCUCUCCUUCCCCUCAUCCUCCAUUCACCUCUUUGUUUCUCUCUGUUUUACCCAAUCCUUUCAAAUCUUCGCUCCUCUUUUCCCCUCAUCCUCAUCGUCUCGUGCUCUUUCACCUCUCUCCCUCUCAUCUUCUUCCCUUCAUCCAGUCUCGCUAUUUUGUCUCCUUCUUUUCCUCUUCUUACCGUACUUCCUCUUCUCAUCACCUCCUCCCAUCUCAUUAGUGAACAUUGUGCCAGGAAACCGUCAAACCGAUCCUGUACAUAGAUAGACCUUCCUUCUAUUGUAAUAAUCCAUGCAGCCUGUUUUCCAAAGUGUCAUUUCACUGCAUUUAAACACAUUUUGAUAGAUUGAUGACAAAAUGUUUGUUUUUGAGAAAGUAUAUUUAUCAUAGUUUUUUUGUUUCAAGAUGAGCAUCGACCUCAUGGGCAUCAGCUAAGUAGAGCAAAGUUUUGCACGAUAGUAGUUCAAUCUUAAAGUUUUUUGCAUCCUAAUUGCCAAAAUUGACUUGGUUGAACAAUAAGCAGUUCAAUCAAAAUCAAAUCAGUGUUUUUAUGCUUUAUAUCACUUUUCAUUUAAGAUUUGUGGAUUUCGGUCGGACAAACAAGUAAUUUGACGACAUCACCUUGAGUGUAACAAGCAUUUUUUCACUAUUUUAAACGAUAUUGAUGAUAUGGUCGCUUUGCUUUUGUUUUACUAAAUUGAUGCCCCGGAUUGGUCUUUGUUUUGAAUGUGUGUGUGUAUGUGUGAUGUUGAUCAUCAUUUCUGUAUCACAAAAUCGUGUUUGUGUCAGAGUUUUAGCUUCAUGCUUUCCGAUAUGUUUUCAUGCAGUACGCUAGAGUGUCACGGUGCAACUCAUCAGCGCCCAGUGUUGGUCGGUAAGGUAGUUAUGAGACAAAAUAUGAUUGAUAUCAUCUUCUAUUUUUCUUAAAAAUAAGUGGAGAAAUGUUAAAACAUGAGACAUUUGGGAUUUUCCACAAAUUUUAUGAAAAAUAUGCUAAAAAGAUGCUAAUACUGGAUAUGAGGUGAAAUAAGAUAUGAUCUUUUUUUUUUUCUGUGUGUAAUUUUUAUUAUAAUUGUAGAAGCAAUAUUGUAUUUCUUCAACCUGAAUCGUUAUCUCUUGUGGACAACCAAUAUUGUGGCUUGUCGGUGAAGUUACACUCAUGUCUGCCUUAAUAAAAACACAGUAGACGGUCAGGUGAACGUGUCCAGCCACCUGGAAAGCAGCCUGUGUGUAACACUUCAUUUUAAAAUGGUUUUAUUCCAGCGGAUUUACCUGUGGAUUAAAGGUUUUUCUGUACUUGUACUUAAUGAAAAUCCUGAUAAACACAGAAGAAUAUGUGGGCUUUAAUAAUUCGGGGGGCUGGAAGAAACUUUCUGUCCAAAAAGUUUGUGACAGUCUUUCAUUUAGCUCCUCAGCAGUGAUAAUGUGUACUUAAAACGCAGCACACUGGAAUGAAGCCAUUGUAAAAUAAAGUGCUUCUGGCCAGUAUCUUUAUGAUAAGAGAGGAUAGUUUUGCUUCUGAACAGCAGUUCUUCUAUGUAGCAUUAACGGCUGGUUUGUACAUGUACAGUAGCUGAACCUGUAUUGCAUUGAAAACUAGUUUGCGGUGACACUCGUCAGCUGGUUUUCCCAAAAGCAUCUUUAAGCUAAACUGUCCUUUUGUUCUGUUGUAAAUCAAACCCUGAAUUAAAGAACAAUACCAAUAUUUUUGCAUGUUUUAGCCCAUUUACUGAAAACUACUUGUACUUUACAUUACAGCCAUCCAUCCAUUAUACAAAUGUUGCUGCUUUUCAUAUAUUUGAACAUAUUUUAUCUACUUUGUAAGCAGCCACUGAUUUCUCAUCUAUUAGGAGUUAAUUAUUGUUAUAAUUAUAAUUAUAAUGCAGUGCAGACUUUUCAAACCAAUCAUCUCCAACAACUACAUAACCGUAUAACAAUAAUUGAACUUUGACAAAGAUACUGUUUAAAUUAUAUGUGUCUGCUAAUUGUUUAUCUUCAUAUUGUACAGAAAUGAAUACAUAUGGCUGCCUAGACACUCUGAAAGCAUGCAUUUCAAAAUUAUCAUCAGUAAUAAACAGAUGUUUUUGUUUUGUACUAGAGAAGAUAAAACACUGGCAUGGUGCUUUUAGAUGCAAUCACACCAACACAAAAGUCACAUGACUCACUAAUAGUCUAUAUAUUGGAUAGUUCUGAUAACCUGUCGAACAUGAGCAUCAGCUCAGAGCUCAUUUUGUUCUUUGCUUUUUAAACAUAAGGAAAUGUGAAAGUGAUGAAUUUACACAUAAACUACUGGGUUUGUGGGUUGAGAGAAAUAGUAAUACCCAUAAAUUCUUGGGUUUUGGGGGCAAAGAGAGGCGGAAUUACCCAUAAACCAUUGGUGUCUUGUUGGUUGGGGGUUACACACUCUCACUGUUGAGAUAUAGCUGAACAAACCGUGACGGAGAAAAAAACUUGCAACAGCCUGAAGAUGACUUUGGGAAACCAGCUUGUAGUUUCUGUAAAAUCAACUUCAUUUCACUGCUUUCAAUUGGUUGACAGUGAAUGAACAGUUUUAAAGAUUUUAUCCUAUUUCUAGUAUUGAACGUCCAAUCUUAUCUGAGUCACCAGUAAUACACUAUGAUGCUAGUGCAUGGCUAUUUAUUCAGCAAAUCAGUGUGCUGUACUCUCCUGUGGCCUAAAGACAAUCUUAGCAAACAAGCAAAACGGUUUAUCUAUUGACUUUACUUCAGAUUAUUUAUUGCACGAGAAGCUCCAAAUACCUUAAAAGUACAAAAAGCCAAGGAUUAUCAUAUCUCAACUGUGCAGAUCACGGUUAAAGCGAGUCGAAAGGUGGUGCAGUAUCAAUAUGAUGUAACGCUGCAGCAAGCUGGUGUCAUGUUGUUGGAAUCGACUCCACUUUUCGUCAUAAAGCUGAAACAUGCUGCAAGAAAUGCUCCUUGUAACAGCUUGUUUUCUCUGACUUUUUAAAGAUACUGUCAUUUAUGUUAUGAAAUUAUGGAAAUGAGUGAAACCGCACUGAAAGAAUUGAAAAUAUCUGAUCCUACUUGCCAAAACUAAACUGGUUAUAAUGGUUUGUUUGUUUUUUUUGCGGUGAGGAUGCUCAGUACGUCAUAUUUCCCUUGAUGUUCUUCUUUCUUUCACACAAUCCAUGAAGUAUCAAUAGAUGGCUGGUCUGUUGCAUUAACACCUUGUACAUAGACCAAAAAAAAAAAAGAAGAAAAAACAGAAGAUAUUUUGUUCUAUUGGUGUAAACAACUUGUGAAUAAAGUCUCAUUGUCGAUGCAGUAUUGUAAUGCAA